Paralichthys olivaceus (Japanese flounder) is the source of this 1421-nucleotide messenger RNA. Lineage: Eukaryota; Metazoa; Chordata; Actinopteri; Pleuronectiformes; Paralichthyidae. The record is from RefSeq and is a predicted model, not a curated record.
CUCAGUCUCACCGCUGACAUGAGCGCGGGCGCGUCAAUAUACACACAGAGAGCGGAGCGGCGCUUUGGGUACAGUGGUGCUCCACAGCGGAGAGAAUCCAGGCAGGCGCAGCUAGACACCUUCACGCACCGAGCGCAGAGGUUUGAUUGCGGCGCAGUUUGUGUGGCGGCCGGGGACCCGAUCUUUUAAAACCAUGCUGGAUUGACUGCAGAGAGGCAACUACAAUCAAUGGCUUGGCUUUGAAAUCGUUCAAAAUUUAUUGGAAAGGAGCGUGAGAUAGAGCGACAGUGAGAGAGAGAGAGGGAGCGAGAAGAGAGAGGGAGAGAGCGAGAGUGGCGAGAGGGGUGGAAAUAAAGAUCCUUUCAACAAUGGAGCUUACAAUGGAAAACAUUGGAAAUCUGCACGGUGUACCUCACUCCCAUCAAACGAGCGACUUAAUGAACUCCGCACACGCGCGCCAGUCGUCGGCGUCGCAUCGGAACUUGGUGUCGCACGGACGGUCAGCGAUGGUGUCCAGCAUGGCCUCGAUACUAGAGGGAGCGGGGGACUACCGCACGGACCACGCUCUGUCCGGCCCCCUGCAUCCGGCCAUGACCAUGUCGUGCGACUCCGGGAUGAGCCUGAGCAGCACCUACACCACGCUGACGCCGCUGCAGCACCUGCCCCCCAUAUCCACCGUCUCCGAGAAAUUUCACCAUCCGCACCCGCACGCUCACGCUCACCAUCACCCGGCGCACCAGCGACUCGCGGCCGGGAAUGUCAGCGGCAGCUUCACCCUGAUGAGGGACGACCGAAGCCUCGCCUCCAUGAGUAACCUGUACGGCCACUACCCCAAAGACAUGUCCGGCAUGGGGCAGCCCCUGUCCCCUCUGUCUAACGGUCUGGGGUCUUUGCACAGCUCCCAGCAGACUCUCAGCGCCUACGGCCCCGGAGCUCACCUGUCCAACGACAAGAUGCUCUCCUCUGGGGGCUUUGAGUCCCACGCAGCCAUGCUGUCCCGGGGCGAGGAGCACCUGGCCCGGGGUCUCGGGGGCCACGGGGCCGGGCUCAUGACAUCCUUGAAUGGCAUCCACCAUCACAGCCAUCCGCACUCUCAGGCAAACGGGUCCAUGCUGUCAGACCGGGACAGGCAGACGGUGGUGGGAGGCGGGCAGGGAGCCGGGUCAGGGCAGGUGGAGGAGAUAAACACCAAGGAGGUUGCGCAGCGAAUAACAGCGGAGCUCAAGCGCUACAGCAUCCCCCAGGCCAUCUUUGCUCAGAGGAUCUUGUGCCGGUCCCAGGGAACUCUGUCCGACCUGCUGCGGAAUCCUAAACCGUGGAGUAAACUCAAGUCUGGCCGGGAGACGUUCAGGAGGAUGUGGAAGUGGCUGCAGGAGCCCGAGUUCCAGCGGAUGUCAGCGCUUAGGCUUGCAGGUGAGUGA